CUUUUGAAGCGCUAACCUCCCAUCAGUGUAAUUCAAUGGGGCGGCGACUGCACCUGAUUUUCUUUGCUCAGUUGCAAGCUCGAGUCGCAGAACCAACUUCAUAGCGCUGACCCAGACCUCGCGACGUCUGCGUCUUGCCUCAUCUGUGCCAAAGUUCGUCAUCAGCACUGUUCCCAUCGAACCCUGCAGCUGCAUAGAUCGCUGCUCUUCAAGCUUCCUCGACCAUAUCUCUUGACUUGCUGCCAUGCGCCUUGUCCUCUUCGCGUACACCACAGUGCCUCCUCAGCCGAAUCUUUAUCCUAUCGCUCGAGAAAACCCCUCGCUUCGUAUCCCUCGAGCUGGAAAGCUCCAUUCCGUUGCAGCGACUAGGUCGCACUGAGCAAAUCGCCAACAUGUCGGUUCCAAGGGAGAAUGGGCACCAGCGUGCCUCGUCGGCGUCGAGAAACGGCCACGCACCGCUGUACCGGCUCAACUCGAAUCAGAGCAGUACGAGCAUAUUUGAAGAGGUGGAAAUGGCACAUGAUGAGCUUUUCUCUGGCCCGAUCGCCGAAAGUCUUCCCACCAGCGUUUCCGCUUUCUCCCAUCGCCGACCCCGUGCGGACUCCACGACGAGUUUUGCGUACUACCAGGACGAGCCCUCUCCCUCUCCCUCGUUUGAAGACGAACGCCGAAGUCUGUCCGACGUCGGGGACUUUACCUUUGGUGACGAGGACGAAAGCGACAUCGACGUCGAGAACGGCAAUGAAGUCAACGACUACAUGAUACAACAUCGGCGGUCUUCGACACACUCGAGAUCCUCGGUCCAUGCCCGCCUUUUGCGUCGAGACAGUGCGACGACCAACAAGAGUCUGGGCGGAGACCGUCUAAGUCAGAAGGUUUACAUGGUGAACGAGGACUUGACAAUUGCCAUUGCUGGCUUCCGAACUAGCCGCUUAGGUUUUGCCGCUUAUGCAGCACUCUGUCUUUCAACGCUUGGUCUUGCAUGGCUGUUGUUGAGAUGGCUCCCUCGCUGGCAAGUGAGGCUGUUGGGGAAACCGUUCCCACUAGCUGAGUGUGAUUGGGUGGUGGUUGAGAAUCAAUGGGGAGAAUUCGUCGUUAUGGACGUGGACAAGAAAAUGUACGGGAGACCCAUGUCCACCAUCUUUGGCUCCAACGAAAAGGACUAUGCCAUGGACGAUGAAUACGAUCCCAUCAUCGCCGAGCUGCGAAUGCUGAAUUAUCGUUACGUUCGGCUGUACUUCAAUCAGCAGAAGGACAGGUUUGUCAUGUUCAACGGAUGGGUGGAUCCGAACUGGACCGAUCCCCGUGCCGCCCGUGCCGGUAUAGACAGUGAUGAGAAGGGUGUACGAGAGGUUGUCUUUGGCAACAACCUCAUUGACAUUGAGCAAAAGUCGAUACCGCAAUUGCUUGUGGAUGAGGUGUUCCAUCCCUUUUACGUAUUUCAGAUUGCUAGCCUGAUUCUCUGGUCUCUCGACGAAUACUACUACUACGCCGUUGCCAUCUUCUUGAUGUCAUUCGGCAGCAUUGCGACAACCCUCAUCGAAACCCGGGCAACUAUGAAAAGACUUCGCGAAAUUUCUCGCUUUGAGUGCGACGUGCGAGUUCUUCGUAAUGGGUUCUGGCGAUACGUGCCUUCGAGCGAGCUUGUACCCGGCGAUGUAUACGAAGUUAGCGACCCCAACCUGACCCAAUUCCCAAGCGAUGGUUUACUCCUCAGCGGCGAUUGCAUCGUCAAUGAGAGCAUGCUCACAGGCGAAUCGGUGCCUGUCUCGAAGUCCCCAGCCACUGACGAGACCAUGUACAACCUCGACUUGGCUGCGCCUACAGUAUCGCCUGAGAUUGCCAAGCAUUUUCUCUUUUGCGGCACCAAGAUCAUUCGUGCUCGACGUCCCCAAGAAGACCGCGAUGGGGAUGCUGUCGCCCUCGCGCUUGUGGUUAGGACCGGAUUCAGUACCACAAAGGGCUCUCUCGUGCGAUCCAUGCUCUUCCCCAAGCCCUCCGGCUUCAAGUUCUAUCGAGAUUCUUUCAGAUACAUCAGUGUCAUGGCUGUGGUAGCUAUGCUCGGCUUCAUUGCGUCUUUCAUCAACUUCCUGCGUUUGCACCUUGCCUGGCACCUCAUCAUUGUGCGCGCCCUGGAUCUCAUCACUAUUGUGGUACCACCUGCGCUGCCCGCCACGCUCACGAUCGGCACCAACUUUGCGCUUGGCCGGCUCAAGAAAAAGCAAAUCUUCUGCAUCAGCCCUCAACGUGUCAACGUGGGCGGCAAGCUUGACAUAAUGUGCUUUGAUAAGACGGGCACCCUCACAGAAGACGGGUUGGAUAUUUUCGGCGUCCGAGUUGUCUCGCCGGCGACAGGCAAGUUCACAGCUGUAUUAGAAGACCCGGCGUCUCUGGUACUUGACCAGGCCGGAGAUUCAGCUCAGGCAUCAAAGCUUAAUGCUGCUUUGUUUACCAUGGCAACCUGCCACUCGCUCCGAUCUGUCGACGACGAGCUGAUGGGAGACCCGCUUGAUCUGAAGAUGUUCGAGUUCACACGAUGGUCUUUCGAAGAAGGCAGACAGCGUCCCAACGAGGUAGACGAUCAAGACCAAGGCAGUCUCUCACCAUCAGUCGCCAGACCCCCCACUGAGCACAGUGAUAUACUACAUCGUACCACUGCGAGGCGGGACCAAUCGGCACCGUUUGAGCUUGGAAUCCUGAGGUCCUUUGAGUUUGUUUCUCAACUUCGAAGGGCGAGUGUCGUUGUCCGACAAUUUGGCCAACAAAGUGGAGACGUAUACGUCAAAGGUGCACCGGAAUGCAUGCGGGAGAUCUGCCGCGAAGACAGUUUUCCUAUCGACUAUGACGAACAGCUCGCCUACUACACGCACAAGGGUUAUCGUGUAAUUGGCUGCGCUACUCGACAUAUACCUAAGCUCAGUUGGGUGAAGGCUCAAAAAAUGAAGCGGCACGAGGCAGAGUCCAAUCUGGAGUUCAUUGGCUUCAUUAUUUUUGAGAACAAGCUGAAACCAACCACGGCUACGGUAUUGACUGAGCUUUUGGAGUCCAAUAUCAGCACAACUAUGGUAACCGGUGACAACAUCUUGACAGCCAUCAGUGUGGCUCGCGAAUGCAAUUUGAUCAACAAGACGGCGCACUGCUUUGUCCCAAGAUUCGCCGAAGGCAACGCCGGUGACCCCAAGGCCAGACUCCAAUGGGAAAGCAUUGACAAUGGUGCAUUCCAGCUGAAUGCGGAUACCCUGCUGCCAAUGCCUCCCCCGGCCGACGUCGAUGCGUCCCUGGCAUACAACAUCAAUGACAUUCGCAACUAUUCAUUGGCUGUCAGUGGCGAGGUUUUCCGGUGGAUCGUUGAUUUCGCAUCUCCAUUGGUUUUGCAGAGAAUGCUUGUCCGUGGUCGAGUAUUCGCGCGGAUGUCACCAGAUGAGAAGCAUGAGCUGGUUGAGAAGCUCCAAGGUAUUGGAUAUUGUUGCGGAUUUUGUGGUGACGGCGCGAACGAUUGCGGCGCCCUCAAAGCGGCCGACGUCGGUAUUUCGCUGUCAGAAGCGGAGGCUUCUGUCGCGGCCCCUUUCACAUCGCGCGUCUUCGAUAUUGGAUGUGUGCCUCAGGUCAUCCGCGAGGGACGCGCUGCGCUUGUGACAAGCUUCAGCUGUUUCAAGUACAUGAGUUUGUACUCAGCCAUCCAGUUCACGUCUGUCAGCUUUCUCUAUGCGACGGCGUCAAAUCUUGGUGACUUUCAGUUCCUAUUUAUCGAUCUGCUGUUGAUUCUGCCGAUUGCUAUAUUUAUGAGCUGGGCUGGACCGUUCCCUGUGCUGUCACAGAAAAGACCAACUGCAGAUCUUGUCUCCCGCAAGGUGCUUAUUCCGCUGCUGGGCCAAAUGGCCAUUUGUAUCACGGUACAAGCGAUCGUCUACGUGGCUGUUCGGGAGCAGCCUUGGUAUAUUCCACCCCGAAUUGACCAUGACAAGUCCAACAUUAAGAAUUCGGAUAACACUGUUCUGUUCCUGGUAUCCUGCUUUGAAUAUAUCCUAGCGGGAGUGGUGCUCAACGCUGGCCCACCUUUCCGAGAGAAGGCGAUGAAGAACUGGCCAUUCCUGGCGACAAUUGCAACAACUCUUUUAAUUACAUUGUACAUGAUCCUUGGGCCUGCGCGUUCAGUACGGCACUUGAUGCAGCUGACCAGGACAAGUUGGGACUUUGAGAUUUUUAUGAUUAUGUUGGGCGGCGUUUACCUGGCAACGGCGUGGACAUCGGAAAAGUACAUCUUCCAGAAACUGGCCCGGGUAGCGGGGCAUUUCAAAGAACGGGUUUUGAAAAAACCCAAACAACGGAAGGAGUACAAAAUCAUCUUGGAGAACAUGCAGAUAUAGGAGAGUACGACUUUCGUGGCCGCCUUGAGGCCAUUCCGAUCGGGCUGGUCAGGUCUGUAAUGAGUUAGAUCGCAUAGCAACGGAGCUACGGACUCCUCACGGGCGCCUGAUGACUACUCUGCAUCUGAGCUAAAAUAAAAAUAAAUCAAAAAUUCAUACAUGCG
Molecule: messenger RNA, 4531 nt
Organism: Colletotrichum destructivum
Lineage: Eukaryota; Fungi; Ascomycota; Sordariomycetes; Glomerellales; Glomerellaceae
Product: Putative P-type ATPase, HAD superfamily, P-type ATPase, transmembrane domain superfamily
Exons: 17
Coding region: 393-4367 (1324 amino acids)
Biological process (GO): transmembrane transport; intracellular calcium ion homeostasis
Cellular component (GO): membrane
Molecular function (GO): P-type ion transporter activity; ATPase-coupled monoatomic cation transmembrane transporter activity; ATP hydrolysis activity
Source: RefSeq, a predicted model, not a curated record